UAUAAAUUCUCACAUGAAAGCUCUGGGAACCAACCAUAACUCUCUCUCUCUCCAUUAUGGCUGUUUCUGCCACUACUCUGCUCUGUUUUUAGGUCACGGUAGAAGGGUUUCUUCUCCUCCAUUGAGUUCUCUUUGCUUCUUCAGUCAAUCUUUUAUCUUCCGUUGAGAGUUUAACCUAACCGAGGGGAAAGGCUGAAGAAGAAAUGUAUGCAGAGGCUGGGCUAAUGUUCUCUGAUUUUCACCACUUCUACUCUCAAGAAGUAAACCAGCUUGAAGGCUUCUCUCAUUCUCACCGAUCCAAUGUUCCAAUGGGAAAUCUUGUUCAGACCUCCACCAUAUCUGAGUAUGACUUGGGGGCCGAAGGGGAUCUAUUCAAAGCUCCAGAACCAAUCAUUGGGGAACCAGUUCUCAGCCUUGAUCCCAUAGCAGCUGCAAUUUCAAUGAUCUCCUGUGGGGAAGAUGUCAUAUCUCCACAAACACUGAAUGUUGCAGACAUUGAAUCAAUUCAAAACGAUCAGCUUCUGAGUGAGAUUUUCUAUGAAUGCAAGAAGGAUCUCUUGGCAAAAGAAGCUAUUGAAACAUCAUUGUCUGAUGCAUUGGAUAUCAAGACUCCUGUUAUAGGGACAGGUGAAAACCCUAAUGCAGGAGAAAAAUUGUUUGCUGAAGGUUAUUUCCAUAAGAGUGUUAGCUCAGGGUGUUUAGGCUCAAUGGAGUUGAGACAUGAGGCACCAAUGGGGCCAAAUUUUCUGGAUUUUCCUGGAAUGGACCUUGGUGCUGUUUAUGGGAUGCGAAGGGCAUUCAGUGAAGGCGACAUAAAGACUCUUGGUAGUGGCAAUGUGAGCGUCAUCCAUUCUCCAGUUGGGCUGCCACAAUCUUUUAACAGUUGCACCAGUGAAGACCGCUGGCAAAAGCUUUCCAGAUACAGGAACAAGAGAACAAAGAGGAACUUUGGCAGGAAAAUCAAGUAUGCGUGCAGGAAGGCGCUGGCUGAUAACCAGCCAAGGAUUCGGGGAAGGUUCGCAAAAACAGAAGAAUCUGACUGCUUGAAGAAGCAAUAGCCAGCAAGAAGCGAUGGGAUUGGCGGUUGUGAUGGAAUGAAUCAUUGGAAGUAGGUGAAAACAGGUUGUGUUCGGUGAAGAGAAGUCAUAUGAAUCCAGUGUAACACAACAUCCGUAAAGUAGUUCAUCUCUCUCUUGUAUUGUGUAAUAAAGGAUGGAGGUAAAAAUGUCCAGUUUAGGUUGUAUAUACUACUAGUGUUUGUGGAAUAAAAUGAAUCCUAAGAGUUGUUUGUUCA
This is a messenger RNA of Diospyros lotus (date-plum), 1294 nucleotides long. Its product is annotated as zinc finger protein CONSTANS-LIKE 9-like. Bases 204 to 1058 code for a protein of 284 amino acids. Gene Ontology annotation, biological process: regulation of flower development. The transcript has 4 exons. Lineage: Eukaryota; Viridiplantae; Streptophyta; Magnoliopsida; Ericales; Ebenaceae. Gene Ontology annotation, cellular component: nucleus. The record is from RefSeq and is a predicted model, not a curated record. Gene Ontology annotation, molecular function: protein binding.